Oryza brachyantha (malo sina) is the source of this 2767-nucleotide messenger RNA. RefSeq lists its product as uncharacterized. The transcript is spliced from 3 exons. NCBI's taxonomy places the organism in Eukaryota, Viridiplantae, Streptophyta, Magnoliopsida, Poales, Poaceae. The record is from RefSeq and is a predicted model, not a curated record. Bases 212 to 2419 code for a protein of 735 amino acids.
CGACCACCAAAAGCACGAGCUGAGAAGAGAAAGAAGCAUAAGCCAUAGCCGGCGGCUGCUGCGCUUGACUACAGAAUCCAAUACAAGACAGCAAUGCCCUCCUCCUCCUCCUUGGGGUUGAGGGAGGUGACCGGGGAGAGGAAAGAGGAGGCCGCCCUCCCUCGUCUCCAUUCCGCGCCUUGAUCUGCCUUUCCCCCUCCGCAGGUAAGCAAUGGGGCAAGAUGUUGUUGCCUCCAAAUGCGAGACUCGUUCUCGACCGGGGGCCGCUUCUGAAAAUUUGCAAUCGCCUCGCCGCACCAUCGGAGAAAAUGGCCAUCGGGACAGAAGGCACCACCAGUUGAAAUGCUCAGAUGGACACUUGGGAGAGCUACGCUUAGAGAGCAUCCCAAAUUUUCACUGUAAGAGCUUGCCCACAAGAAGCCGGAACACAAAUGUGGCAGAUUGUAUUGUGGGAAAGCGUGGUUCUAUGUACCAGAGCUCAAGUGAAAUUACCAGAAUAAGAAAGCUCCACGAAGGCAGGAGGAAGAAAAUUGAUUCCGCACUCGACGGGGAUGCGUUUCUGUCCUUUGAGAUCGUUGAUCCAUCCUCCCAGCCUAGCACAAGUGGAUCUUACCUGUUUUCUCUUCAGAAUCGCCGGUCAGAAGCUAAAUCUUCUGUGGAAUCUCGCAAAUUCCAUCGGGACUUCCUGGAUCUGUCAUUCCGCGAGCUUCCUGAUGAGAAUUGUAGGCUGGACCGGCCACGCAUGGACUGCACCCUGCUGAAAAAUGAUGCAGCCGAUGGCUUCUUGGAGAUUUCACUUGAGGAAGAGACUACAAAAGGCCCCUGCAGAAAUGCAGCUCCUCAAUUGAUAGGUGGACAGUCAAGUGAAGGUAUGGAAGCAAACUGCCUGCACAAGAAGACCAGUGAUUGUCCCACUGAGAAUAAUUGUAGUAAGAGAGAGAGGGAUUCAACAAACAAUUUGCCUGAAUCCAUGUCGGCCAAGGUGAGCAUCUCUGAUGGUACCCGUCCAUUACAAAGCGUCCGUCAUAGCAUAGAGAACAGCACUAAGGUUCGAUCAAGCCCCUUCAAGAAGAUUUUGGACCCUAUUAUGAAGUCCAAAUCUCAUAGAAGCCCAUCUCUCGUGGAAGACUCCAGCUCUGUUACUAUGCCAAUUAAUAGGAAAAAUUGUGUAUCCCGCAAAUCAUUGCUGAGUGAUUUCUCAAGGACUGAACAAAGCCAGGCAAUUAAUUCCCAGCUGAAUGGAGAGGGGCAGCAUAUGACUUCAACUUUAUCACCUGCUCAUCUUCAGGCGGUUCUUAAAUUGGAUUCCAAAAAUGGUAUUCCAGUUUUUGAGUUCUGUGUUGACGGCCCUGAAGAAUCCAUUUCUGCCCGGAGUUGGAAAACUGGGAAUGAACUCAACUGGAUUUACACUUUCCAUAGUGGUGGAAAACGAGCAAGUGCUGCUGGUAGGACCUCCAAAGAUGGACGUUGGUGUUCACCACUGAUUGUAGGCCAGAUGCAGGUUUCUUCAUACUUGUGCUCUGAAGUUGGAAAAGAUGGUGUUCUGAAUAACUCUGUCGUCACCGAGUUUGUUUUGUAUGAUAUUGCUCAUGCAAGGCGGAGCUUUUCUGUUGAGGAGAAAACUCAAUGUACAGAGACCACUCAAACAACAUUGUCAAGUGCCAUUGAUAAAUCGGCCUUGGGUGACUGUCCCCAAAGGAUUAAUCUGACAGACCAGCAAAACGGUGCAAGAAACAACUCAGAUGUAUCAACAUCUUGUCCAUGGUCUGAAGAAGAUCUUUAUCCUCAUUUGGAGAUUGCGGCGACGGUCAUCCAGGUUCCAUUUAACAGAAGCAAGUCCAAAGAAAUUAAGAAUGGUUUGUCACCUGGUACUGUAAAGGUGGUUACACCAAGUGGGCUGCAUGGGUUACCAGAUGAUAAUGAAGCCAGUCCAUCACCCUUGCUAGAUCGAUGGAGGUACGGUGGAGGCUGUGACUGUGGUGGAUGGGACAUGGCAUGUCCAAUUGCUGUCCUUGGCAAUGCGUAUGAUAAUAACUGGGCCAAUUCUGUCACGAAGGAAGGCGAGAAUCCCAUGGAACUCUUUGCUCUGGGUGGCAAAGAAGAGCUCCCUGCCCUUUCCAUUAAGGGCAAUGAGAAAGGACAGUUAUUGGUGUAUUUUCAUGCGCGGUUAUCAGCAUUGCAAGCCUUCUCAGCCUGCAUAUCUCUGCUGCACUGCUCGGAAGCUUCGACAGCCGUGAGUAUUGAGAAGGGCAAGCACAAGCUCUACUCCAGUUCACUUAAGAUGCUCCUCGAGGAGGAAGUGAGUCAGUUGAUUGAGGCAGUCACGGCAGAAGAGAAGAGGAAAACAAAGAAGAUAACUGAGAAGUCACCCAGAUCAGUUGUGCUCGACCCACCCUUUUCUCCCAUGGGAAGAGUGUAGGUACCGUGCACAACUGGUGGAUGAAGAACCCUGGGGAAGAGAUAGUAUAGCCUUGUGGUUCUCAUGGUGUGUAACAUUAUCAGUCAUAGUUGGGUUCAUGCCCAUUUUCUUUUUGCUGAUAAAAGAGCAUUUCUUUUUAUCUUAUUGAUAAAUAUGUAAGGUGCAUGUAGUUAGUUUUUUUUUUUGGGUCUCUAGCUUUUAGAAAAUCAGCAAGGCAAUAUAUCAUUGUUGAAAAUGCCUGAGAUAGAAGGAAUUCUGUAGUAUGUAGAGGCCAAUGCCAGGUUCCAACAGAAAGGAUAUAAAUAAAGGGAAACAGUUGGCCAGUUCAAAAUUUGAGCUUGCUUUGAG